Molecule: messenger RNA, 453 nt
Organism: Phialemonium atrogriseum
Lineage: Eukaryota; Fungi; Ascomycota; Sordariomycetes; Cephalothecales; Cephalothecaceae
Exons: 4
Coding region: 1-453 (150 amino acids)
Source: RefSeq, a predicted model, not a curated record
AUGUCCUUCUCUUGGUCUUUUCUGGUCAUCUUCUUGCAGUUCUUGUCGUUUAGCACCGCCAUACCAACUGAGGUCUGGCCAAGAGUCACGGUCCAGACUCCGACACCGACGCCAACAUCGUCCAGUCCACUGCUCCCAUCUCAUUGCACUACUCGUUUCUGGGAUGAUGAGCACUCCACUGAAGCGCUUAAGACACCCGAUUGCUACACAUUCACAAGGCUGGCAGAAGACCCUGCAUGCCAAUGCGCCCCAGCCGCCGAUGUCAUGUGUCCCAUGAUAAUCAGCGUCACGACCGUUGACGUCCCGUGCAGCACGGACUGCUGCCCCACGACUCCAACGGCGACUGUUGCUACGUGCGCGUCGUCGUGCGACACGAGGAGGUGCACCGUCCCGACGCAGACCCUCUAUCGGACGGCCGAGUGUGCUUCUGAGACGCCCAAGUCAAGUGGCUGA